Xyrichtys novacula (pearly razorfish) is the source of this 33414-nucleotide messenger RNA. Lineage: Eukaryota; Metazoa; Chordata; Actinopteri; Labriformes; Labridae. The record is from the annotation of a GenBank genome assembly.
AUGGAGCUCAUAUACAGAGGAGAUGAAGAUGAGGGAGGAGAAAGGGAGCAGAGGUGGGAGACAAUCUGCAGGGGGAAAUGAGCAGGAGCAGAAACAAGGAGCAGAGGUGGGGGUUAUGUACUUGGCUUUGGUGCAGGAAAUAAAUUGGUAUGUUGUAGGAAGAAGAGGAGAGGUCAGGUGGAGUUCAGCUCCUGAAUGUACUUCUCCUCAGGCAGAAGAACAUCAAACACAUAAAGCAAUAUUACGCAGGUGUCUGGUAAUCAUGAAAAGUGGCUUUUUGUUAAAAAAAUCCUCAUGAAAUAUGUGUUUCUAUCACAAUUUUUGUGCUGUUUACAACCACAUUGUGUCGAAGGCUGAUUACAUCCCUCAUUGAGUGUUUUAAAAUUGCAGCACAGCCCUGGUUGUUACCAACUUCAUAAGCUUGUUGAUGCCAUAUUGAGUCAUGAAUAUCCCUUUAGGUGGCAAAAGAAAUCAAUGGAAAUCAUCUAGACAAUUUUCUCACAACGCUUAUCAUUUUUCUUAUGUAUUUUGGAGACUUUUUAUGUCCUUGCAAGGCAUAAGGAGGAGAGGAAAGACACGCCCGGUUAGACUUGAGGUUUAUGGUCUGUGCAACAGUGAAUGCAGUCCAGACAAUCUAAUGAUUCUCUUCAUUGUGAAUGAGUGUUUUCAGUCAAUCUAACCUACUCAAAGCUUUUUUGAGCAUGGUGGAAAAUUUUGUUGAAUUUGCCUUCUUAUAUCUUUUAUAAAAUGUAUAUCUCAAAUUUUUUUUCACAUUUUAACAAGAUAGAUUCAAAGUGUUUCAGGAUAAGAGAGGAAACGUUGCUCGGGACACUUAAAAAAAUCUAAUUUACAUAACUUUGCCUUUAUUACAUUCAAACAAGAUAAUCACAUUGAUCUAUCACACCUGCUGUACAUCCUGCUGCUUGUCUAUGUAAAGUCCACAUGGGUUCAAAUGACUUUGGCAGAUGUUUAUUUUGAACAGCAGGGAUUUCUGACACCUUGAGCCCCUCAUGAAAAGAAAUCCAUACAUUCCUCUUACAAAUUAGGUCAUUCAGGUAUUCAUACAGCUCGUCUUUCCAAGAUGAAACAGGCAGGUGGUGGUCUAUUGUUGUCAAGAGAGAAGACCCCAGAUUGUGUUUCCAGGGUGGUUGAGUGGACAGAAGGCAGUGGGCGGGAAGCUCACCACCUGAAAGUUCAAAGCGGGAUACGAACAGCAAGGACAGGAGGAGCUCACCUAAAUUCUCCCUGGUAACAUGCACAAUAUAUAUUAGUUUAAAGCUCCUGUGAGUUUUUUUUACUUCUAUGAAGUAGACCAAAUGUAUAUUGAUGCCUUAUUAGGAUAUCUAAAGGCAAACAGAAAACAUCAGCAAUAUAAUUGUUAAUGCCUGUAACUGGUGUGAAAGUUUAAGUGUAGCUGAUAAAUUAUACAUUUGACAGUUAAAAGUCAGCGGAAAUACUUUUUUUUGGUCAGAUAACACUGUUUGUGAUAAGAUAAGCAAAGACUUCAAUGUCCACAGAGGGUGCCAAAACUGACACAAACUAAAAGUUUCUCACUGGAGCUUUAUGUAUGAGCAACUUUGCUGAAACUGUUGAUAAUGACACAUAUUACAUGUCAUCUUAUGUAGUUUCCACUUAAAACUUACUUGUGCAUUUUUGUGGGACUUGUGUUGCUAUAUUUAUACCUAUUUUACAAUCAGGCCUGUUACGCAUAAUUUGCCUGUGCCUCCCAAAAUUAGAAAAAUAAAAAUAAAACUGCUCUGAAUAAGUGUGUGAGGUUUUUAAGCGACAUAAAGUUGCUAAAUAACUUUGAAAUACCCAGUCAUACAAAAUGCGGGGAAAGCAAUAGCAGUAUAAACUUUUGAAUAUAACUUAAAAAUGACCAAUGUAACCCUGCACAGACUUUGUUUGUAUUGUUGGGGCCCCUUUUAAUGAAUGGUGCCCAAAGGAGCCACUUCCUGCCAGCCAGUUAUGCUUUGCUUCCUAACAUACAUUAUGUCCACUUUAAAAACCAUCUCGUUGUCCCAAACUGCUCUUUAGUUUAACUCUCAGUUGUGGCCUAUUUCCUCUACUUGGUUAAAAUAUCCCCCCAAAGUGCCUUUUAAAAAUCUUAACUGUGCCUCUGUUCAACAGUGUAUGUAAUAAAUAGUCUGCCCAGUCUUAAUGGUGAUACAGUCUACCCUGCUUGAGAUCUUAAAUAGUAGCUGUAUUAAAAAACAAAGAUACGGUGGCCGAGAACCGCCACUGCUGCAAAUAAAACAGAAUGUAAAAAAAGAAGUAACAAUGGAAGUCACUGAUGGAAAAAAAAGAAAAGACACCGCAGCCUGCUGCAAAUAAAAAAGAGGCGGUGCAGAAAAAAAAAGGGGGCACAACAGAAGUUAAUGACGCAAAAAAUGUGGCAAUGCAAAAAUAGAAAAAAAAAAAGAUAUUACUUAAGGUCCUUACACACCACUUACGAGCUAAAGCUACUUAGCACAGAUGAAAGUUAAAACAAAGAUGUUUAGCAAACUGUUAAAGCACACAAACUUUCAUCAUAUGAGAAAUCCGACGCUAUGACUCUCCACAAGUUGUCCUUCAGGUCAUUAUCUUUGUAAUAUUUGUGUCUUUUAUCAAAAAUCACUCUGUUCCCCAACAUGUAAACAAUCAGCCGGUCGGCCAUGUUGGAUAUACAGGUGAAUCUGACGUCGCAACAACACAAAAAUCUGAUUGGUCUAACCAAGUGACACAUUGAAAAGUUUACGAAGCGAAAUUAAACAAUAACAUUUCCGCUUACUUCUUUGCUCGUCUUCUCGCCGUCAUCUUCUGUGCCUAGAUCGUACAACACUGGUGCAUCAUCAUUAUUGGUCCUCCGGCAGCUCACUUCCGUUGGGUUUUUUUUUUAAAUGCAUUCUUUUUUAUUUGCAGCAGUGGCGGUUCUCGGCCACCGUAGUUGUAAGUUUGAAAACAUCGACAAACCUCAAACAUAAACAUCCGCUGAAAUAAAAACCCAACUCACUGUUUGUCGCUCCCCCCCUUCGUGGACCCCCUUUGCUCUUUCUUCCCUAGUCCAAAACCCCUCUGUUGUGGAUCAUCAGUCGAGCCCUGCUGGAGCACAGGACAGCCCGCCCCUCACGGAGCAGCGGACCGGGCUCUGACGGUGACGGCACCAAACACACACUCUCUGUCAGUCUGGACAAGCAGCAGUGAGACUCGGAUCCAGAACCGGGCUGCAGUGGACGGGGACGGGUUCGGGAGCAGAAACAGAGAGGGUUUCCUUUAGCUAACUGCUUUGAAAAAAGUUGCAACCGGACAGAAAGGACGACCGGAUACGCACGCGAGACAUCUACAGUUGGAGGAUAUUGCAGCGCGUGCUUGUUGUGGAGAACAUCUUGUUUAAAGGUGAGUACAUGAACGCAGCACGAGACAUCAGUUUUAGCCCAAAACUCUGUUUAUUUCUGUCAUAUUCAGAGUUUAUCAAAGUUAUUAGCUGUGUUGUCAAGCUUUUUUUCCUCCUACGUUGAAACUUUUUUCAUGUUGUUGCUAAUUUAUGCGAAAUUAAACCCAAACAAGCUUGGCUAAACGCUGUCGUCGUCUAAAUGAGGAGGUUAAAUGUACCUUAUUGUGAGGCACUUACUGCUGUAAAAAGUUAGUGUGUUGUAAGUCGAAGUAAUUAAUUUAUUCUGAUGGUUUGACAUUUCUGAGUAAUUGGGGUGCUUGAGUAUAAUUUGUAGUUGUUCAGGAUGGAUGCAGAGACUUAAUUUCCCCUACAUUUUAGUUUUUUGCGCUUGAUUCAGCUGUUUUCUCUCAAGAAAUAUUAUGUGCUGUGUGUGUGAGUGUGUGUGUGUGUUAAGAGAGGAAGACAAAGAGAUGUGUAUGAGGUACCGAGAAAGUAGAGAAUAAGCAUUUCUCUGUUAUUUCCAUCCAGCUGUUAAAGUGAAUGAGCCUUCAGAUGCACACAAACACACACACCACUGCACAACUGCUCCUCUCUUGCAUAGCACUCUUGUUAUUUUGGCAUUUCCCUCUCCUGAGACCCUUUGGCUUGCUUUUCCGCAGAGAUUGGGGCAGUAUGAUAUAAAGCAAAGGUCACAUAAGAAGGUAGAGACCUUUGCUCCAUUUGUUUUAUGCCCUCAAGGCUGAUACUUAAAAAUAUGGAUUAGCUUGAAGUUGAACUAGAAACGCCCAGGGUCUUAUUGAACCAUAAAUAAUGCCCUGCAGGAACAGAUAUAAACGCCUGAGAUCCUCUCCAUCACCUUCUGAUCUGUAUGAACGCCCUCCUCGCAGAUGAUUGAUUGCCUGGAUGUCAUGUUAUUUAAAGCUUUGUAACUUUAGAUGAAUGUAAAUGGAAAGAAACUCAGCUGAGUGCGUACCGCAAAAUGUGCAUUCAUAAAUGUUUUUGCAGACGCAUGGUGCAUCCUAUCCUGCACGGAUAUUAACUUAGCACCACGCCGCCUCACUGGGAGACCCUAUAUCAUCCUGACCUGUCACCACAGCACAGCAGAGCAGAGAGGAGGAGGAGGGAGGAGGGGGCGGAGGAGGGUGGGAACAGGACACAUGGAGAGAGAGAGAGAGAGAGAGAGAGAGAGAGAGAGAGAGAGAGAGAGAGAAGGGUAGAAGAGGAUUUGGUGGUGGUGAGGAUGUAGGUGGGUGUGAUUGUCAAGCUGUUGGGUGGUUGGGAUUGGAGCAACUAAGAAUGCAGGCGGAGAAUACAGGUAGGAGUUGAUGCUGUUUGAUCAUUUUCAUUAUUGCGUUGUAGUUAAUGUCAAAGAUUUGCUGGUUCUAGUUUCUUGAAUAUGUCGGUUAUGAUUCUUGGAAAAAAGUAUAGCGUGAUAUUUUACUAAUUUUUGAUGAUUGAACGAUUAAUCCUAAUAAUAAGCAACAAAUUAAUCUAUGAUGAAAAGGUGAUUAAUUGCAGCCCUUGUAUGAGGAACUAUAUUCUUUUACAGAUUAUACCAUUUCUUCAGCUUUCUGCAUCAAAUGUCAAAUUAACUGUCCACUCAUCUUCUUCAUUCAUGUCUACAGUUGGAUAAAUAACCACAUAUAUGGGUCUAGAUCUAGAGCACAGCUCCAGGCGUAAUCCCGGUUCAUGCACAUCUGCCAGUUUUUCCGUAGUAAACACUGAAACAUUGCAAACACGCCUCCUGUUCAAAAUGUUCAGCAGGGUUUGCAACUUAAUUUGCUCAUUAGAUAAUCUCAGCUGAAAAUAGCACAUAAAGGUGCACACACAGAAGCCCAUCUGUACGCUCAGGAGCACUCUUGCAUAACAAGUGAAGGAAAACCCCACAUGAAGCAGCGUACAGUGAGUGUAUCCCACAUUAAACUGAUGUACUGCAGAGCGAGAGAACAAUCUGAUCCACACCUGUGACGCUCAAUUAGUAAAAUGUCUCUGCAGCCAUCUGGGUCUGCCAUUUCAUUUUGCUGCAGCCGAGGUGAUGACACUGGGGUGGAUGUGAUUAAACGCAUGCAAGUAUAGCCUGUCGGCAUGUUUAAUUUAUCCUCAUCCAUCAUGAUGUAACGCAGGCCAUGAAAGCCUCACACAUCAGGCACACUGCUCUUAUUAAACGGCAGUAAAGGGAUGUUUGAGUGAAACCAUGGAGAAUCUCAUUUGCUUUCUGACAUAAAAAUGAAAGUCUUGUUUUGUGGAAUUCCUUGUCAGGGGGAUCAUGUACUCAGAGAAGCUCUCUAGAUAGAUUUUUUGGUCUUCCUCUCCAUGUAAAAAGUUGUGAGUAAGUCUUUUUGAUGUUACGCUGCAGCUCAGUGUCACCGGUGUAGUUUGUUUUCCGUUUAAAGUGCAGUUUGUCAGAGUAAUGUUGCUUCUGAGAUCCGGCUCUGCCUGUGAUUCCUCUCAGCUGUGAUGUGUCGAACAGCGGGUGUGUCAUUGAGAUUUCCAUCUGAGUUUCUCUCUGUCAGCCUGUUAAAGAGACAAGAGCAAGAGCACAGCAGGGGGGAGACAAGCUGUCAGUCAGACUCAGCACAUGCACGCACACAAACACACACAAAGACUGCCACUGUAUGUCAAACUGUAAUUAGAAGCUGUCCGGAUUUGCAGUGUCCUUUCUUUUCCUUCACUUUUCCAUUUUUUUUUGCCAACCAGGGCAUCACUUAUGGCUUUGCUUGUGAGUUUCUGCAGCUUGUUUUUUGAAAGUCAUGGAGAGAGAUAUGACACAGCUGUGGUUUCAGAUAUACAGCAUUUUAGGCUGUAACUUUUUGCACUUAUGCAGCAGCAGGUGGAUGUUUGAGCUGUAAGAUGUGGUGCAUAUGAAAGCUGUCAAACUCCUAAAGUUGACUGUGAGAUGAGCUAAAAAGUGGUUAUUUAUAAAAAGCAUACACAUAUGGUAAUUAUAGCCCAAUUAUAGCUGAUUGGAGUUGAAUAGGAAUUAAUGAUUAUUGGCUAGAGGUCAAUGAACUGUUGUGUUAAAAUCCAAGUGUUUUUGUCAGUGUUCUUAUUUUUCCAAAUGUUUUUCAAAUCAUCUUAUGACUAUUUUUAAAGUCCAGAGGGAUAUUAAGCCGUAUCCAGUGGUCAGAUUUUAGACUGAAAUGUUCCCCUCAAGGUGGCUGUCACAAGAGACUGCUGUGUUGCAUAAGUUUGAUCCUUCGUUUUAGAAGUUUUUACCAUCAAAAGCUCCUUUAAAUAUGAAUUCCUUUGCAAAUUAGCUAUCUCUUAUUCAUAUUUGUCUUGCAGUUAAUGCAUUUCCCUUAGCCAACCAUUAAAGACAAAAGCAUUUACUUAUUUACUUAUGGUGUGCGAGAUGGGUGCCUCCAUUUAAGGAGACUUGCUCUUAAUGGAGAUACAAAAGACUCAUUUGGAGUUAAGAAAAAAAUAAACGUAAGCUUAUAUUCAGGUCAUUUUAAAGGAAUGUCAGCAUACUCAUAAACAUCAUAUUUAAUUUUUGAUCCACAAAAAAAAAGCCGCAUUUUCUUACUCCUCAUAAAAUGAUGCACUGGAAGAAAUACCAGUAUUCGUCAGGAGAUCAAACUUCCUUCAGUCAUUUAUAUAAAAAUGUGGUUUUCAUUUGAUAAAUUUGGGCUCUUGUGUUAUUGUAAAUCCACUGUUUGUCAAAAUAAGUGAAUUCUUACUUUGCCAGUUGAGGAAAAGUAGUUUUUAACUGGCAAAACUCCCAAAAACAAGUGACAUAGGGUUGUUUUAUCCUGCUGUCACAUCAGCCCUAAAGCCUCUGUUGUGAUUCUGUUUCGGACACAUAAACAGUGCAGAAGGACACCACAGCCUCUUUUGCAAAUCUUUUCUGUUGGAUAAUCUAAAAGACCACAGCCUUAACUUAGAUCAGAUGAGGACUUUUUGUAUUUUUGACCCUGACUGACACAAAAGCCAGCUCAGCUAUUUCAGGUUUACCCCGCUCUUUGUUAAUCUCAUAAAUCUCUUAAAAUGAAUGAAUAAAGAGUUUAAACUCUGACAUUUUAAGUCUGAGGUUAUUCAGAGGUCUUUUAGUCUCCAGCAUUUGGGAGACUAUCCAAUCAGCAGUAGAGAAACAUUUCAUUAGCAGAGUGAUUGCAGUCGAGGCCAUCACUUGGGUGCUGAUGAUAAUGACCAGACCUGUGCAUUACCAAAAGCAAACACAGCAAUCACUUUUGGAAAGAGAGAAAAGAAAACGAGAAAUAAACGCUUUUAUAUUUCUUUGGAGGGUCCUGAACCAAGUGAAGUCAUCAUAAUGAUGCUCUCCAGGCUGCAGAGCGUAAUAUUACUUAUUAAUUGAAAAAACAACAUUUGUCAAGUGAUGAAUAUCUACAGGCGGCUCAUCCAUCAAGCUGCUCAAGGUCAGGUUGGGUCUGUCUGGGAAAAGGAUGACUUCUGUCUAUAGAGAUUUAUAGUUUGAGAAUUGGCUGUGCUAAGUGUUUCCUAUACAGAUGGCACCAUCAGUCUGGUGACCCUACUUCGUCCUGGCUGAAAAAUCUGAAAAUACAGCAAAGAUUCUCAUGAGACCUAAGGUAAAGUGUCCUAAACCCUUGGAUUCUUGUUUAAAACUGCAUUAAUUAAUCAAUAAAAAACUUAUAUCUAUUUUAUUUGGACUGUAAGCUGCACAUGCUUGAAAAUUUAUAUUUGCAGAGAUAAAAAGAUAGUUUUUGGAUAACCACUGAUGAAAACCAAGAUGUCAAUGUGGCAGAAUGAGUAGUUUGCUCUCCAUACAGACUGUUUUUCCUGCAAAAACUAAAAACUGCUGACUUUGAGAUGGUCCAUUCUACCACUACACUAACUCCAUCGACCUCUAGGGAUGUAAUGAUAUCAGGAUCUAAUAAGAUCAUAUCAACAAGUUCAAGGAGCAAUAUUAUCAAUACAGCCACAGUUACAGCCCAUAAAAGUGUAAGAAUUUAUGAGAUCACAAGUGUAUCUCUAACUUUAAUCAAAGACCUAGGGACAUCAUCUGUGAUGGAAAAUGAAGAAUGAAGAAAGUUUGGGCUGAAGUAUAAAUUCCCAUCAUGGUCAUACUUAAGUCAAACACUAUCAGCAGCUUUCCACACAGAGACUCCACAAGCUCUGGGCUACAAAUGGACCUUAUUUAAAAAAGUUUUUUGAACAUAUUGAUAAUAUUGCACCUUGAACUUGUUGAUAUGAUCUUAUUAGAUCCUGAUAUCAUUACAUCCCUAGGGGUCAAUGGAGUUAAUGUAGUGGUAGAAUGGACCAUCUCAAAGUCAGCAGGCUUUGGAUUUUGUCAGAUAACCACCAAUGAGAUCAAGAUGUCAAUGUGGCAGAAUGAGUAGAGCAUACUUUUGCUCUCCAUACAGACUGUUUUUCCUGCAAAAACUAAAGCCUGCUGACUUUGAGAUGGUCCAUUUACCACUACAUUAACUCCAUUGGCCUCUAGGGAUGUAAUGAUAUCAGGAUCUAGUACGAUCAUAUCAAAAGGUUCAAGGUGCAAUAUUAUCAAUACUUAAAAAGACUUUUUAAAAUAAAGGUUAUUUGUAGCCCAGAGCUUGUGAGGUUUUUGUGUGGAAAGCUGCUGAUAAUGUUUGACUUAAGUAUGACCAUGGUGGGGAUUUUAUACUUUGGCCCCAACCUUCUUCAUCCUUCAUUUUACACCACAGAUGAUGUCCCAAGGUUUGAUUAAAGUUAGUGAUACAACUUGUGAUCUCAUAAAUUCUUGUACUUUUAUAGGCUGUAACUGAGGCUGUAAAUGUUUCCUUUUGGGGGAUGAUUAGUCAAGUGGAUUUUAAUGGCUUGUAUUCCCUGAUAUGUUGGACAAUACAGUCCAGCAGUGUCUGCAUAUUAUUUUUGCUUUCUUGACACAACAACAACAAACACAUAAAUACUCCCUACACUAAACUACUUGUAUACAGAUCUUUAAGCAGAAUCAGUAAACACAGGUCAGCUGUAAGCUAAAAUAUUGGCUGGUCCCAUUGAACUGCUAACUUGGUCAACCCAGAUGGUUGUGACAUCAGCCCUACUUAUUCAUCAACCCCAAGGUGUGGCUGUUUAGACAUGGGUAGACCCCUCCUGCUUUCAGUCUGUCAUCGUCAACUCAUCCACACUCUCAGCCUUUCAUUACUCCAUUUUGACUUUUACAGGCCUAAAAGCGCCCAGAAGCAGCCAUAAAAUGCUCCAUGAACUUGAACACUGCCAGUCUAUUAUCAUACUCUUUGCUUACCCCUCCUCAGCACAAAGGGAGACUUGAACUGUGCAGGUUUCGUUCUGCACUGGGAGAAGAUUACAGGUCAAUUAAGUUGCUGUUGGAAUCUGAUAGCUGAGAUAGCAGGCAUAGAUGGGCUCUGAAAGCAUUUACAGACUGUAAGAAGAGACACAAUCAAUGCAGAGUGGAGCAGGUUUGUGUAUAAUGGACAUUAGUGGGCAGAGCUUUGGCACAGAUCACAUUAAAACCAGGAGUGCUGAAGUCUGCCAACCACUCCUAACAUCCAUUAAAGGGACGAUCAAACUAUGUUUUCACAACGCUCCCAAUUUGUUUACUACACUCCUAACAUACUCAUCAGAAACUUAUUUUACUUUAAUGUUGGACUUGAUCUCGUUAUAAUGCAUCAAAAGUCGCAUUUAAAUGUAGGGAGAUCUUUUUUAAUCUAUUUGAGUCUAGCAUGCCUUUCUCCUCUCCUCUCUACUUUCCCUCUCUGAGGAGAAGGUAAAGUGGCCUCAUAUGUCACAAAGCGUCACUUCACUGCUGUCAGGAGGUUGAUGUACGAGGACCGAAAUGGCCAGUGCUGAAACAGCAGACCACACACACGCACACACACACAGAUACACACAAACACAAGAUUGAUGGAUGACACCAGUAUUAGGUCCAGGAUCGAGCCUCAUUGCCUGGUAGUGGAGGAAGAGUUUUAGGAGGUCAGGGAGACGACCUGCUGCAGCAAAAAUUACAUGUUUUUAUCGGCUGCCGUCUUCCUUCAGAUCUGUGUGAAUGUUCAGACAGGAGACAUUUUCCUCUUCUUGCUGUAAAAAAAGAAACACAAUUUAGUGUCAGGCUGGCCCUCCUUGUGUCCCUAACAAUGCACCGCUUCCUCACAAGUGAGAAAUCCAUUGAUUAAGCCGUGUGUGUUGAUUUGCCUCUAUUGGAAACCUGAUUUGUGCAAGCAAGGGAAGCAAAGCAGGAAUUAUUGAUCUGGUUUUAAAAGCUCGUCGGCCCCUCUUGGUUUGAUUUGGCUGCAAUUUCCUUUUGAUUUUUCUGACAGGCGCCUCUCCAAUAUAAUUCUGUCUAACAAACAAUUUUUUUUUUCCCCAGCCCUGUCUAAUGCAACUACCUCAGCAGAAUUGAAUCAGUAUGACACGAUGUAGCGAGGCUUCUCUGAGGUAAUAACAUAAGCAAAGAUCUGUUGACACCCAGUUGUUUGGACAUGUGUCUGAUUUAUAGAUUAGAUUUCCUCUGCUCUCUUGGACAGCUUCUUCUUAUUUGUGUGUGUUUUGCUCAGCAGAGUGAAGCCAGCUCAGAGGAUGCGUCUGCCAGAUGACCCCUCAGCAGAAAGCGUACCACAUAACGCCCCUCCCCCUUCUUGUGUUAGCUUUAGUUAACUGUAAAAGAGGAGAAAAAAGGGGGGGCUGGGAAAUGUUCCCCAUGCGAGAGUGUUUACAUCAUGACGCAGGCGUUUCUUUGCAUUCUCUCCAUGGUGAAAAUAUGCCACUGAUCUCUUCGUUUUUCUAAUUGCUGACAGAUGUUUCCCACUCCAUAAGCACAUGUUGGGCCCGGAUGUUCCCAGAAUUCUUUCGGGAACCUCUGGGAUGAAGUCCCAGCCGUGGUCUCUGUAACAUAACUCCCACCGCCCUCUCCUCAAAGUCAGAGCCAGGCCUCAUCUCUCACGGUCUCGACUCACGUGGAUGGAAAGGACCCAGCUGGCCUGGAAACUUUUCCUGGGCUUAUGAAACAUUUGGCAGGUUUCAAACAUAGUUGCAGUUGAAGCUCAGUUUCACAGGGGCUGUGGGCUCAGACCAAAGGAGCUCAGAGUCUCGUAGGUGUUGUCUGCCUUUGUGUCACAGCGUUUUUUUGUCUGCUCUGAAUUAUCCUGCGGAGAAUUGGUUAUGGAGGAUUGUGUCCAUCUGCUGAGGGAGAUUUCUUGAAAAGGAUAGCCACAGCAUAGAUAAAAGUUAGAGGACAGGGUUUGUUUUGUGUCUGAUCAGCAGGAAAGUGAAACCAAUCCCUCAGAAAUACAGUUAAUGGGGGUUUGUUUUGUGUGCAUAUGUGAAUUUAACUAAACAAUGAGCCCAGUGUGAUUCUUGAACGUACACGCGUCCUCAAGCUUCCCCCAGCAUCCCUCUGCGAUCUGACAUUCAAAAGAUGCUUUGUCCAAACAAGCCUUUGAUAUUCAUAUCAUUAUUAUUAACAGGCUGAAUCAGCGUGAAGCUGCUGUGUUUGGGGUCUUGGCGUUAUUGUAACCCCCCUUCAGCCCAAUCUGAGAGCCGACAGAAGUAGGUCAAAGUUUAGUGGAGCGUCCUGUCUAAGCAGGAGGAUUGGAGCAGUGGAGGGGGGGCUAAAUAAUUUCAUAAAACCCCAAAGAUUAGCUUUAAUCCAUUUAGGUACUUCAUAUAAGAUUGUGGCCAUAAAGUUUUAGUUCUUCUGCAACUUCAGCUCACAGACUUUUUGACAUCCUGCUUGCUGAAAUGUGGCUGGAAGGCAACCUGACCAAUAACAAGUUUUGACACAGACAUACAGACUUCUGACGUUAGUCUGGUGAAUAUGGUUAUUUUGAUCGCCCAGAGGCUUGACAGAGACUUAAACCUGAAAAACACAUCAUGUCAUGCAUAAGAGUGCAGCUCAUGUUAACUUUGGCGCCCCCUGUGGACAAAGCAGUCAUAUUUUGACAAAAAUAUUGUCAUCCUGCUCAAUGUCAACAGUCAAAUGUAUUAUUUAUCAUGAAUGUUUUAUGUGAAUAUUGUAAAAUCAGGGUUUGGCUGACACCUACCCCCUUGCACUGGUUUCUCACAUUAAUAUAAAUCCUCAGUCUUGUUGCUUAUGGUCUUGUUUGCUUUUGUAUAUUAAGCAAAGGCAUCAAUAUGAAUUUCAGAAACUUCAAAAAAAGUCCUUGAAGGAGCUUUAGCAUAACAGUUCAAGUCUUAUUAGUGAUGACAUUAUAAGUACUGAACUGUCCUUUUUAGUCAUGAACAUUAAGCAAACGUUUUAUCUGGAUUUGAGGGUCAAAUAAAUGUGAUGAAAUGUACUUAAUGAUCCUGACUUUAAGAUUUAUUGUACUUACAAAUGCAGCACUGCGACACCAGAGUGGUCUACAACCAUGACUUGGAGAUUCAAAGUGCUUAUUCGGUGAAAAACAUUGUUUAGUUUUAUUCCUUGAUAUAGGAUAACACUAUUAAACAUUUAAAUGGUGCAUCUUCUAUUAAAUAAACAGUUAUUCUCUAUCCUUCACAGUAAAAACAUGACUGUUUACAACAUGCCAACCUAAGGACAUCAAACAUGCCUUCGUCUGCCACAGUAUUGAUUGACCUGCUGUCAGUUAUCACCCGUGCCACAGUGAAUUUUCUGAUCUCUCUAAAAUAGUGCUCUACUGGCUUUUAUGAUGCUGUUGUCUGCUGAAAUCAGUGUAUUGAGCUUCACCUGUACGCCACAAAGGGUAAAUCUCUUUUAACUUCUCAAAUUGGCAAUCAUGGAGUGGAGUCUUAACUAUGUCUAGUGUGCAAAAAUAGACAAAAUAGUGUGUGAUAUAAAAAGAAUAAUGCAUGAAUUCAAACCCAACUCGGUCAUCAUAUUGAUGCAGCUUUAGUUCAGAGUCUGUGGAUUUCAGAAGAGUAAAUAAUUAACACACUCUGAGAAAGAUGUUUUUGGAUAUCCUCAUCCCUUGCUCUAUGAUUGAAUUAAACUAACACUUAUAAUAAGUGUUUAAUACUUUAUUUUCCUCAGUUGUUGAAAUUAAGCAAAAUUUAAGUUGUUAUGAGAUAAAAGUGUGAAAAAAAAAACUUUGCAUCUUUCAUAAAUCUACAACUGGAAAUAUAGAUUUUAAUUGAAGCUGCAAAGUUCCUCAUCAAAGUGGUGAAAAAAUGAAAUAAGUAACUGUAACACCCUCCACCUUGACUUGCUUUUGACUCAACACAAACACAUUUUAAUUAGACAAAACUCAGUCUUUAGCCUCGACCUUCUGUGAAACCAUAUGGUGCUUUAAGCUGAAUGUAAAUGCCGCCAUACUACUUUGUUCAAGUUCAUAUUAACUAUGCUAACAAGCUAAUAUCACACGAUUAUUGGCUCACAUUUACUACGCUCACUGUCUUUGUCUAGAGUGUUUGCCCGCUAAUGUCUGCUUAUUAGCACCAACAGGUUAGAGCAGAAGAUGUGUUUAUCACUAUUUACAUUUCCUUGUGAGAUAGUUCAAUCAAUAGUGUAUCCGUUAAUGCCUUGUAGGCUGUUGGUUGUUAUGAGCUCAGUCUGCUGGCCUUGGUGACCCUGUUGAGGGAAACAUACCUCUGCAGAUUAGGCUGUUUGGGUGUCUGGGGCGGCUGGGUUUAGGAGGGUCAGACAGUUGGGUUAGAGUUGAGAGGAGCUGAGGGUCAUGUGGGACCUCGGUUUAAUACGUUUGGAUUCAGAGUGUGGUAUCAUAAAGUCUGAGAGCGAGCCGUCACUGUGGCUCCCCUUUUUGACCAAAUAUCUGGCAUCAGACGCUGGAAGCAUGUGAAAUAUUUAUAGUUGUUGUCAGCAGAACUUUUGAACAGGAUUACGACCCAUUCCUCUCAAUCCUGUCUGGGUGUCCUUGUUGGCUUGCGUUACAUAAGAGAGCUUUAAAAAAAUCAGAUGUUAAUAUUGACAUGAGCAGAAAAAGCCCUGGGAAGAGAUGUGUCUUUACGAUUAAACGGUGAGUUGUGGCUCAAACUUGUGUUCGUUGUGAGCACACUAGGAUUUAAUGCUGUAUAAAACCGUAGCUCAGGUCCGCUGUCAAAGAUCAAACAGAUAGAUUAAGGUGGAGAAGGAGCGGUUCGGAGGAGGAGCAGGCAGCAGAUGCAGAAAUGAGCGGAUGAAAUGAGGCCAGUGUCAUCCAGUCUCAUUUGCUAUGCAGGGUUGGGAGGGGAUUAGCCUCGCUUACAUAACUCUGUCUCCCCCAUCUUACCCCUUUUAACAAGCCCAUCUCCCCCUUUUCUCCGCCCCUCACGCGCUCCACUCUGCUCAAGUCAUAACAUUGGUUUUGGCCCAAUGAUUGAUUCAAAUAUUUUAGAAAACUUCUUUGUAGCUCAGCUGUCUUUUCAGGACAGAACAUCCCGGAAACAAAAGACGUUCAGUGAGACCUCAAAAUGAUGAAGGUGUGGUGCAAAACCUUGGAUGGUGAAGAAAGAGGAGGCUGCUGGGAAAUUGUAAGAAAAGGUCUGCAGAUAAAGCAAAAGAAGAAAACAGGAGGGGAAAAAAAGGGGGGGGGUUAAGUCUAUUUAUAGUAUAUCCCUGCUGUUGGGUUAGACCGCCUGGCCCAGCGCGGCACAGCUCAGCAUCCAUGUCAGUCUUUAUGUCACUCUCCAUUAGCUCUGUACACACAAACACACACGUAUAGAGUGUACGGCCUGAGGGGGUAAAUACAGCCUGUCACGAAAACGUGGGUCUGCUGACCUUUGACACCGGGGUAAAAAGGGAAUUACACACUGAUGGGUCCAACCAUGUGUGAGUGUGUAGGUCUGUGUGUGCAGGGCGCUGAGGUGCAACAGUAAACAGACAGUGUGUGACAUAAAUACGCCGUGAAAUGUGGUUGAAAUUGCGUGCCAUUUAGCUCAGGGGAGGAGGAGAGAUCGUCUUUUUGAAGCAAAUGGGACAACUCGGAGAACAUUGUGUUCAUUUUAAAAAGCACACAUGUUCUGUGUUUAUGUUUUAUUCUAUAAUGGUCCAUUUCUUUGAAUAAUUAUCAGGGUUUUCCCCCGGCGCAAAUGAGGCUGAGGUGGUUCCCUCUUCUCUCAACAUGAUCAAACGCUUUUUAAUCACUGUGUAAUCUAAAAGAGGACGAUCUCCCUUUUAAGUCUGUUUCAUUUAAUACAACAAAGAAAACAUGUUAUUAAUAGUUAAAAUGACUUUAGAAUUAAAAGUUAAAGUUGAAAUUUUUAUUUUGUUAAGUGCAUUUUUAAGCGCCAAUUUAUCAUGAACAUUAUUAUUUUUGUUGUUAAUAAAUGUUUGGUUCUCUGCAUGAAAGUCAAAUUUCAUGAGUCAAACAUCUAAGAUUCACGUAUCAUUAGAUUGUCUUAUUACAGAGGGUAUACACUCACCGGCCACUUUAUUAGGUAUACCUGUCCAACUGCUCGUUAACACUUAAUUUCUAAUCAGCCAAUCACAUGGCGGCAACUUAGUGCAUUUAGGCAUGUAGACAUGGUCAAGAAAAACUCCUGCAGUUCAAACCGAGCAUCAGUAUGGGGAAGAAAGGUGAUUUGAGUGACUUUGAACGUGGCAUGGUUGUUGGUGCCAGAAGGGCUGGUCUGAGUAUUUCAGAAACUGCUGAUCUACUGGGAUUUUCACGCACAACCAUCUCUAGGGUUUACAGAGAAUGGUCCGAAAAAGAAAAAAUAUCCAGUGAGCGGCAGUUCUGUGGGCGGAAAUGCCUUGUUGAUGCCAGAGGUCAGAGGAGAAUGGCCAGACUGGUUCGAGCUGAUAGAAAGGCAACAGUGACUCAAAUAACCACCCGUUACAACCAAGGUAGGCAGAAGAGCAUCUCUGAACGCACAGUACGUCGAACUUUGAGGCAGAUGGGCUACAGCAGCAGAAGACCACACCGGGUGCCACUCCUUUCAGCUAAGAACAGGAAACUGAGGCUACAAUUUGCACAAGCUCAUCGAAAUUGGACAAUUGAAGAUUGGAAAAACGUUGCCUGGUCUGAUGAGUCUCGAUUUCUGCUGCGACAUUCGGAUGGUAGGGUCAGAAUUUGGCGUCAACAACAUGAAAGCAUGGAUCCAUCCUGCCUUGUAUCAACGGUUCAGGCUGGUGGUGGUGGUGUCAUGGUGUGGGGAAUAUUUUCUUGGCACUCUUUGGGCCCCUUGGUACCAAUUGAGCAUCGUUGCAAUGCCACAGCCUACCUGAGUAUUGUUGCUGACCAUGUCCAUCCCUUUAUGACCACAAUGUACCCAACUUCUGAUGGCUACUUUCAGCAGGAUAAUGCGCCGUGUCAUAAAGCUGGAAUCAUCUCAGACUGGUUUCUUGAACAUGACAAUGAGUUCACUGUACUCAAAUGGCCUCCACAGUCACCAGAUCUCAAUCCAAUAGAGCAUCUUUGGGAUGUGGUGGAACGGGAGAUACGCAUCAUGGAUGUGCAGCCGACAAAUCUGCGGCAACUGUGUGAUGCCAUCAUGUCAAUAUGGACCAAGCUCUCUGAGGAAUGCUUCCAGCACCUUGUUGAAUCUAUGCCACGAAGAAUUGAGGCAGUUCUGAAGGCAAAAGGGGGUCCAACCCGUUACUAGCAUGGUGUACCUAAUAAAGUGGCCGGUGAGUGUACAUACACUCUUUAUUUUUAUUACAGGUAGAGACAUUUUUAGUUUGAUCAUGAAACAGAGAGACUUGUGCUUUCCUCACACACUCCCUCAGGUCUAAAAUACAGUCAUUGAUGUGUCUGGCUGUCUCCGUGAUGUGACUGUCACCUAUUCAUCUACCAGAACAAGUGCAAGAUUAUAGCUAAAAUUAUAUUUUUAAUCAUUUUGACUAAUAUUGAAAUCAUGAUAAUUAAUCAUGGUUAUUUAUUAUAUAUUAAUUUAUUUUUAUGUUUAUUUUUACUGUCAUAUACUUGUGCACAAACUCUUCCCUGGCAUUUGCUCUCCACCUCAUCCUUUUGCUCCAAGUGCGCCGUACUGCAGAUGUUAUUCACUCUUAGUUUUGGAUAUGUAGAAGACAUUACAUCACAAACAACUACAAGCAAAGUUUUUGUUUGAGCAGAGAAGGUGUUUUUAAAGUCAAUAAUUGCCGUCUAUCUUGCUUUGUUGACUGUUGUAAGGGAACUUUAGGCUCCUUGUUUCUGCAUAUUUCUUUGUGUCCUGUCAUAAACCCCCCCCCCUCAAGUCCUCUCUGUUUUCAAUUAUUAUUCACAUCUUUAUGUAGUCCUCUUGCAUACCCCCCACAUACAUGCUGCUACAAGCACACGUGAAAUUGAGCGCAUGUGUUCAAGGAGAGCAACGUGUUCCCUCUUAUGCAGCCCACAGUGGGCUUUCCCCCUCUGGCUGACGUUGAUGACAUCAGUGUGCUAGUUUUAUUAUACCUGCUGCAGGCCAACACAAACAUGCAUAUGCACACUUAUGUAAUUUAACUAAGUCGCCGAGCAGCUGGAUACUAAGUAAGGUGUUCAGUGUUUCUGUCUUUAACUUUCUUGAGCUGAUUUCUUGGAGCAGACUGAGAUGGACGACUAGUCCACCUCGCAGGUUUGUGCCUACAUAUGUGACAGCUGAUUUCAGUGCUUGUUUGCAUCCAGGUAGUGAUGCAUUGUUGAGUUAUUUUUACAAUACAGUUAGACUGGAAUUGUGGGACUCCAAUGAUAGAAAUCUUGAUAACUUGUUUAACUAGUACGUGAUUCUUCUACAAACUACCAAAGGUGGCAGCGUUUGGCUCCAGAUCCCUACUGCACCCGCUGGAUAUUUAUAUUUCACUGGUUUUUUUAGGGAGGAGAGUACAAGAAGCAAAGUGUAUUUUACUCUUUCUCAAGAGCCACUGCAGGAAAUGUUGCAUGAGUUUUUCUUUUUCUUUUUUUACUGUGAGCUGAGGGCAGAGAGGGACCGUCCUGCAGAGUUCUUGGAUGAUUCAUGGAACAGUCUCCGAGUUGCACAGGACCUCGUUUGUUUCUGCUGUUUCUGCCCCCGGCUCACCCUGCUCCAAUAACACACUUACACUGGGGUACAACACACACACUCACACUUUCAUGAGCGCACAUAAACUCAGGCAUUCACAUCAUGCAAAUGUGCAGGCGUCUGCAUGCUUACAGAAACAGAGGUUACGUAUUCACUUACGUUUCACCCUCAUCUCCUUGUGCAGCAAACUGAGGCAGAACUUGAAAGCCAUCUGAAGGCUUAGGAGACUUAAUUCUUGUUUUUUUGAUCUUGAACCUGCUUUUGUACUCUGUCCUCACUCUGAUGUAUGUUAUUGACCGUUGUCUUGUAAAUACAAGCUUUUCUUCUUCGGGGUAGAUAGUGGAAUGUCUGCAGCAGUGGUCGAACGUAAUUAACUUUGAGGCACUUGUACUAAAUUGAGUGUUUUCAUUUUCCAGUUAAUAAAAAAAGGAGUCUAACUAAAGACGCAUUCCUCCCCUGAACAGAAAACUCCAGGAAAGUGGUGUGUGUGACUACUUUUGUUCUUUUAGCCCUCUUAAAUCAUCAUAUGACCUCCCAGAUUUAUCCUGUGACCCCUUAGAGGAAGAUUAGACUGCAGAACUCCACCGAAAGUCGUUUAGGAGAGCUCCACCUUAGUCAUCUAUGGCAUCAGACUCAUUUUGUAUUUAAACAGUAAUAGUUAUGCAAAAUUAUGAUAAUUGAAUGACCAUAAAAAAGCUCCUUCUUGAUGAAUUCCUUUACAUUUUGGACUUAAAAACUAAUUUUGAUCAUCAAACUUCUGCACUUUUAAUCAGACUAGGACUCUGAUGUAGUACUUUGAGUUGUAAUAGAGUUUUGCAGUAUAGCUUUGGCACAUUUGCUCCUCUAACCACUUCUUCUGGGGGCUGUAAAUGAACCACACAAGCACCUUAAAUUGGUUUCUAUACGUUGGGAGGUUCUUGUGUCAGCACAAACCCUCCCACUGCGGUGGUCAUGGAUGAUGAAACAUGAUACAGACAAAAAUCUUUCAAUUUUCUGCAGGCGAGGUGAACCGUGACAGCAGCGGCUCUCAUGCUGUUUGUCUCAAUUCUUCUUUAUCCACGUUAUGUUCAGCGCACAGGUCCAGUGCAGCCUGAUGCUGACAGGUGCUUCUGUGAAAUAUGUGUAAAUCUCUUGUCUGGCGGGCUGUGCAUAAUCUGUUUGAGCUGAAACAGAGGGGAGCAUGUGCAUAGAGAGGUAUUUGAAAUAAGAGGGAAAAAAAGCUGAAGACAGGGAGGAUAAGCGAGUGCAAAAAGAGAUGAUUCACACCUUCCAGACUGACAAAUUGUUCCAACAACAGUGGCAGACUGAGACAGACUGAGACAGACAAAUCCGACGUAAAUCUCUUUCUUUGGGCUUUGGUUUGAAUGCUGAAAAAGCAAAAGAGGAAAACUCCCCCCCUCAUUUGAUUACUCCUCUCCUCUUGAGCCUCAUAUUUCCACAUAGAGGACUCAUAUUAAUCAUCAGCUGUCUGUGAACAUGCAACAUCACCCAGAUUUUACUAGUAAGGCUUUCACCAUAGAGGUGGAUUUUGUCGUGCAGCUGUGGGUGAGCAUCAGCUGCAGCUCUUAAGAUCGUUUACAAAGAUACAUUUGACCCACCAUCACUGCUGCUACCCCCAUCCCCCUCCAUCUCAUGUCAUCUCAUCUAAUCUGGCCACCAAAGAGGCCGAUUUAAGAUGAGAAAUCUGAGAGGAAUGAUGAACUGCAAAGAGAGGAGAGUUAGAGGAGAAGUGUAUCGAUCAGCUGUUCAGGGGGGGAUUGAGCUGUAUACAUGAUGAGGUCAUGGUGGAAGUGCAUGUACUGUACUAAAGUAAGGAAGUGGAUGAAACACUGAGGUGUUUAUAGGUUUCGAUGUGACAAGUUUUCUGCAGAUGGAAGUUAAAACUGAUGUUUUCUUGUAAGGUAGGUGUGAAAGAAAGUGAGUUAUAGACUGAACUGGGGUUACAUUUUAAGCAGCAAAGUUGCACAAUGGGGGAUAUGCACACUGGAUGUAUAACUUAAAGCAGGAUGAGAUUAUCAUCACAAAAUACGUCCUACACAUGAACAGCACAGGACAAAUUUAAGGUUCAAGGGUAUCUUUAUUAUCCCUAAGGAGCAAUUUGCUUCACAGCCAGCAGUAUACACACAGUUCACACAACAGUUUAGACACAUGUAAAAACAAAGCACAUGAAACAGAGCAUUGGCAAUUCAGCAAAGAGGACCACUUUAUCCAGGAGAGGCACUAAAAUCAGCCAGAGUCCCUUAUGAGAGCUUGAAAUGCCUGAAUGUAUGUAAACAUUUGAUGUGUAUAAAAAUGUAUGUUUGAGGAACCUUUGCAGAACCUGAAGGUCCCGAAGGUCAAAUAAAAAUAGUACCACUCUUUGCAGCAUCAGCAGUUUAAUGCAGCUAGUAUAUAAAGUAUUUCUGUGUUAAUCAUCUGAUUAUGUAAUAAUAUAGAACAAAAGUGUCCUGCAGGAUGAGUAACUUAAUUUCAGAUCUAAAUCUGUUCAUUAUAAUACUACUCUUUCACAUUAUUGUAUUUAGAAACCAUGGUCUCAGUUUAAAAUUUUCGCUAGAUGGAUGUUACUUAAUUAAUAAAUAUAGUUUUUUUAAGCAGAUGUUUUCUAUAUUUUAUGAUCUAACAACAGUGUUUCUCAAAUUCAAAUUCAGUUUUGGAAGAGGGUAUCCAACUUUAAAGCUGCCAGACUCAGACAUGCCGCCCUCUAGUGAGCAGAACUGGAUCUGCACCGAGCCUGACCUGAGCUCCUUGAUCAGGAGUGAAGUGCAAACUAACAGGAGUGGAAGUUUAAUAUAUUCAGCAGAUAGAUCCGUCAGAGCAGCGCGGCCAAAUGCAGUUCCCUUUGUUGUAUUUUUUUCCUCUAACCUUUAAGAUGAAUGGCCCUCAUUAAUCAUGGCCAUUUGUCUUCAGUUGUAAGUCUAGAGGUCAGUGAUUAAACCUCUCUCUGUAACACAGCCAACCCCUCAUUCUCAUUUUCUCUCUCUCUCCCUCUCUUCCAUGAUCUGUCACUCCCUCCCUCGCUCCGUGGAUCAGAGAGAGGGAGUUGCAUUUCACCGCUGCUCCGCUCUGCUUUUCAUGCCUCUGAUGUUGUCUGCCACCAAAUCCCUGCUGAAUAAAAGUCAGAAAUUGAAGCAGCAAAUCAUGUUUUAUGUAUGUGUGCUUACACAAUGAAAGCAGCCUGGAAAGUGGGCCAAGCAUCACACAGGGCAUAUUAUGGCAACAAAGCAGCUUUCCACUUUCUUGGAGAAAUGACAGCAGAAGCAGGCAGAGUGCCGGGCACGGAGUACAUGAGCGUUCAUUUAAUGACAGCAGAAAAUGGAGAGAGGGAUACAAAGAAAUUACAUUAUUUGACUCCUCCUUUCCUGGGAAGAAGUGUUUUACUAUUAUUGAUUCUAUCCUGGUGUAGAAAAUGUGCUUUUGACUUGUCAGCUCUGUUAGAUCUGUCCAGGGAGGAGCAAGAGGACAACUUUGACAGUGGGCCUAUCACAUUUUGUCACUGAGACUGUGGGAAUAUUGUGUUUGUAUGGAGGAAGACAUCACUUACCUGUCUCUGGUUGUGUCUGACUGAAUCUGCAUUUUUAGAUUGUAAACUAGUGUUUAUUUUCUUCAUGGUAUCUCAAAAAAUCCACCAAGUUUUGUUGUCAGUGUGAGAAAAAAUGACAUCAAACUGAUUUAAGGGAAGCAGAUGACUUUCUACCAUGAGUCUGGUUCUCCUCGAGGUUUCUGCCUGUUAAAGGAGAUUUUUCUUUGCCGCUGUAACUUGCCAAAUGCUGCAAAGUCUUGGACUGAUGUAGAUGGAGAUGGGUUCACAAGGGCACUGAUCUUAUCCCAGCUUUGUGCUGAGUCUUUGUAAAUAUGAUGAAGAGUAUGAUCUAGACCAGCAUCUUCAGGUGACAUUUGUUGAGGGUUGGAGUUAUAUGAAUACAGACUAAUAUAGUAUUGACUUGGAAAACUGUAGAUCAGGCUGUUUUUUAGGCCUUGUGUCAAUCAUCUGCUCUGUCACCAACCUCCGCACAGUGUUUUCAGGAAUUUCCUCACUGUACCUUUAACUCUUAGUGCAAUAGUCAAACAAAAAUGUCAAAGCAGAGGCUGCUCACAUGUGAAAAUGAGAAAUCAUUUACAAUUUUCAAUAAAUCAACCUGUUAUGAAUUGAGCACUAUUAAGUGUUUGUUAAGAAUGCUUUUUCCAGUUUUGUGUUAGUCUGUUAAAAAUCCCAAAAUGUAUCACUGGACCUGAAACUUCAUUUUCUGAAGAUUGAUUAAGAGUGUCUAAUUAAAAUUCCUGACAGGAGUUUUUAACUGGAUAUGAAAUCAGCAGAAAUUAAUACUCCUCUGUUAGAACUGCAAAAGCAGAGAAAAGUAUUAGUAACCAGACUGAGACAUGAGUAAUGUAGUCAUUUUUGAUGUCUGAAACUGCUGAUCAAGAUAGAUGUAAGAUGAAGCAUUCUGCAGGAAAAAUACACAAUUGUUUGUGUUUUGUCAUGAUAAAGAAAACAGUGAAUGAUGUGUCUAACUGCUCCAAGGAAGACAAAGGGAGAAGAUAAAGGUUUUGUCCACAAACAAAAAGUUUCUCACUGUAGCUUUAAAUAAAGGAUUUAUAGUUUUUUGAUUUUACAACAGGAAACAUCUUAAAACAGCACAAAGCAUCCUGCAUCUGUCUAAAAUAAACAUCGAUGUGUUUCAGGACUGAGGUGAACCCUCCUCUCUCCUACACGAGUCACCUUGGCGCAGAUUUAGCUCCUCCUUCAGUGCGAUGACAGCCUCUGUCUCCUUCACCCCACUUUACUCCUCAUCAGCUCAGCAUUCAGUUAUAUCAGAGCCAUAACAUUAGACGCAUCGUGAUUAACAAAGCGAACUCUUGUCUCACAUCCUGCAUAACUUUUAAUGACACCCCGCGCAGGAGUUAAUACUGCGGCACCCUGUGGGGGCGCCCCCCUAAAUCAUGGUGUCAUUGUACCCACAUUAAGUGUGGUCCCUGUGGAGAGGACAUAUGCUGCUAUAGCUGUGUAAUCUAUCCACUAGUGAUCUAAAGGAUUAAUAAUCUCCAUCUAAUCUGCACCCAUGGGUCCACAUCGAGCGAUGCAGAGGGUGAGAUGUCAUAUUCUGAUUAUAGAUACUGCACAGUGUGUGUGACUGUGUGUGUGUGACUCUGUGUGUGUAUUUAUGAGCUCUUCUGGCAGUGAUCAUUACAGUGACAGAGGUCAUCUCAUCUGGCCUCGAUGUGGGUUUUAUGAAAAUUAAAAAAUGUAAAGCUGACCACAAGCUGGCUGGGGUCGGGUGUAUGCAAUCAUGUGUGUACAUACGUGUGCGUGUUUAUGUGCAAACAUUUCAGUGCAUGUUCUUGUGUUUGUGAACCACAGCUCCUUUAAAACUCCUCUUUUCUAACUAAAUCACUCCAAAAGGAUCGAUUGACCUACAAAAGGCAUUCAUUGAGAAGCAAUUCUUUAACUCGGGGGAUCCCUCUGGCUUUUUCUCCAGCGCCACCAUGAGGUUGACAUUGACAUUUGUAUAUUUGGGUUAAAUGUCACAACAAAUGCUGCAUGAAUUACCAUAAAUGUAGUAACACUGUAACUCUAUGUGUAAAACAUGCAGCAAAAAAAAAAAGUUAUAUCAGCACUUAGCUGCAUGGCAAACAAUUGAAAGCCAGUGCAUAUCAGAGUAUGGACAGAAAUUCACAGCAAAAAGGGUAAAAGAUCCUGCAGCAUGAAGUUAGUUCAGCAACUUUAAUAAGAUGCAGUCAUAUCUGACAUGAAAUGUUUGCACCACAGUUAGAAAAAUCCCCAAACUGGACAACAAUUAUUAAACUUGAUGGCUGAAAAGGUAAGGAAAGAAGACAAAUUAUUAAAAAUGACAGUACAGCACGUCUCAUACCUGUUAAGGCUCAGCCUGUAUUUUCACGAAUUGGAUUCCCGGAGGGGGCUGGCAUUUGAAUUAAGUGAAACUGGGAACCCAUCUGCUAUUGUUUGACAACAAUCAGACCUCUUGGAUCAAUUACCGACUUUUGUGGCUCCAGGUGUAACCUAAUGUUAGCAGUCAAGAACUAUUUUCAGUCUAACAAGCAACAUGAAGAAAGAGAAUGCAGUUUUUGUUGUUCAAACACCGGGCCUCGGAGCAGAUUGUCAUAUGCACUUGCAAGCAGAUGUCUGUUUAUAGACAUUAAUUGGAGCUAAAUCUUUGUUAGAUGAUCAACUAAAGGUAACAUUGUAGCAUUAUGGCAUGUCUCCUUUUUCCUCCGGCACUCUCCACAUUGACUGACAUACUGCUAAAGCCUGCCACAUUGUGGAUUUUGGGGCCUAUUUCUUGGGCAGCAGUCCAAAACCAGAACACUUUCAAUUCCAAAAUCUGCCUACAGAUUCUACAUUAUUCUGCAGGAUCUUUAAGUAGAGAUUAGAAUAAAGUUAAUCCUCCUCCCAGUUAUCUCUCCAAUUUCACCCUUAACCCUUCUCUGUGUCUCUCAGGGGAGACCUUGACCAUCUGUCCUCCUGGAGGCUCCUCAUUAGGACGAAAAUCUUUGCUUCAUUGGUCUCAUAAGAUCAGGAUGUUUGUCAUCAGGGUUUGAUUUAACAAAAGCGAGACACACAGGCAAUAAAUGAGUCUGAAAAUGGAUUAAACUAAACUAUUAUCUAAUGGCAGAGAUCCCAGAUUAUAAUUGCCACUUUUAUCAGUCAUGCCAUAACUGACCUCUAGCUUUUUGGAAACCCAUAAAUAUACUGAUUGGGGCAUUCUUAAUAAGGUUAGCUGCUUCAGAGCUGUAAAGAAACCUAAAGGUUUGAUCAUCAUGGUUUCUGGGAUCAUAUGUCAAAAUGAAUCGACUCGAAAGAAUAUUUUCUGUGUUAGACUUGCAUUUUGUUGCACCUCAACAGCAGAUUUUGUUUGUUUAAUUGAUGUGUUUAGUUUCUUUUGCUUUUGGGGAUAUUUAAGUUCAUAAUUUGUGUUAAUGUUAUUUAAAAUUAGACGUUAAUCCUCUUCUUCCACCUGAAAGCCAUGUGUGGGAGGACAGAAAUCUCUCCCUGAUCAAAGUCUCACCCUAAAAGCUCAUUUUCUUCAAAGCCAAAACACAACAUUCAGCUCCAGCUAAUACAAUUUGCCUUGACAAUACCUGAUUUUUUUUUCCUGCAGUCCAUCUCUGUGACAAUAGCUAUGAAAGAGCCCAGUCAGCAUCUGUUCAUGGCUCCUGAAAGCAGCUCUUAGACUUGGCUCAGCAGCGGGGUGAUGUGGCAGCACUGACCCCUGCACCGGGACAGACCGGCCAAAAUCAAUACCUCUAUCGUAUCACUUAUCAGACUGUUACAAGCUGGCUGAUUACCUCAUUGGCUGCAUGAGGAGAGAGAGGAGGAAGACAGGGGUGAGAUCAGAGGAUAAAAAAACCGAACUGACAAAGAAAAGGUGUAUUUGCAUUUUUGGGAAAGGAGCUGAAACCCUUUGGUGUAGAAAUGGAAUAAGAUCGCUCUUCUUCUCUGUCACUGGACAAAGAAAACGAGUGGUUGGCAUAUUGAAGGUGCAAAUACAGAGGAGUCUAUUUCUUUCUCCAUUCAGCUGAAGUCAGAUAAGCCCAAAGAAUGAUAUUGAUGGUCUCCAACCCAGCCAAUAAACCAGGAAACACAAUUAUAGCUGAAACAGGUUAUUACGUGAUAACCAAAAUCAAUACAGUACAAAGCUCCCCUGCCAUGUUACAUCAUGUCUUUCAAACUGUAGUCUCUUUCUCUCUACUCCCUCUGUUUUAUAAGUUUCAGUGGAGUCGUCUUUUGUGCGUCUGACUUUUUAACCUUUUGGUUGUCAGUGGUUGUUACCUGAAAAAAAACCUUUGGUUGGGGUUAUGAACUCUGAAGGCUUGAAAAAGUUAAGUCUCUUUUUCGGAUGGGGGUGGAGGCACUGUGCUUUUACUUGACAGCUGACAGUAGAAAGAUGACAGAUAGAUGAGAAAGAUGUAUGAAAAACAUCUAUCGCAGGAGUUGAAGUGAGGACUCUGUGGUUCAUCAUUGUCCCUGAAUAACCUCAGCACCCUUUUACUUUUAUUAUCUCAAAUUUAUAGUUUAAAUGGUAAAUUGACCGCACUUGUAAAGAGCCUUUCCAGUUGCUCAGACCCAAGGCGUUUCUUUACUAUAUUCACCUUUUCACACACAUACAUUCACACAUUAAUUACAGGCCACUAGCAAGAUAAGCAAUGAUGCCAUUGACUGUAUGUAAAGAUAGAUGACACACCCCCACCUCCCAUUGUUGUACAGUAAAGCCAAAAUUUUAUCUGCAAAAUUUGGAGCCAGAUAGUGCAAUAAGGAUCAGCUGGUGGGGCUGAAGUCUUGACAUGUUUCCUUUCCUACUGACCCUGACAACAUUUGACAAACUGAUAAAAUAGCAAAUACUCAUUAGGGAAGAGAAGAACUUACUACAGGAUGUUAUAAAUGAUACCGAUAAGAAUGAAGUCAUGAUAUAGCAAAGAUAAAGUCAACAUGUCAUGAUAAAGUUAUUGUUUAUGGUUUAAAGUAAGCACCCAGCGACCAAAAUGAGAAUAAUGGAGUUCUAGCUAAACUGAAUGUAAUGUUUUGGUACCUCAACACCACAGUGUUUUAAAUAUCUUGACUCUGGAAGGAUUGUGUGGUAUCCACUUCUAAACAGCAGUAUGAGGCUUAUUGUUGACUAAAUUAACCAGUUUAUCUUUGUCCCGUAAUGACUUUAAUCUCAGGAUGUAACGUUACCACUUUAUUUCUCGUAAUAUCACUGUAUCACUCCUUAGUCUUGAAAGAUAAUGAUAUCAAUAUGACUGUAUUCUUGUUAUGACUAAUGACUGAAAUAAUGUAUAAGAAAUAAUGUAUUACAUUUUUUAUAUUUCACUUUGACCCAUGCCCCAUCUAUUGACAAAGAGAAGCAGGUGUUAUGAUCAGUGCUGCUGCUGGCCUAUAGGGGGAUCUCCGAGGUUUUGGGUUCACUUUAGAGGAGCUGACUUGCCCUUUUGUUAAAAACAGUCUGCUGUCUUUUACUUUUCUGACAGUUGUUGUUAAAAUUACUCAAAGUGAGUAAAAAGGUUGCUCCAUCACUGCUUGAUCUGUAUAAAAAUGUACAAGGAUAUAACCAUCUUUUGUUUACAAUUUGUUUCUAGCAGCCAAAAAUACUCUUAUUGCAACUUUAAUGAAAUGCUCUUUAAUGAGGCUGCAGUUUUUAGACAGCAGGUUAACAUUACAGCUUUUGUGUUUCCCCUCAGGUUGGAGGAGAGAGUCAGAGAGGAGUGAGGUCCUGGGAUGAGAACUCUCUGCAUUUUCCCUGCCUCCCCCAGACCUCCAGGAGGGGUACGCUGGUCAACACUCUGAGGUAAAAAAACAAAACAAAACACCCUCUGCAGACAAAACCCUCCUCUGACGACGCUGACCUUCAAUAUUUGCUGACUCAGACGUCCCCCCACUCCUCCUACAUCACUUGUUCUCGACUCUUUCUCUCCCACCCUUUUGGUGCUGCUCUUUCUCUCUGCUGUCUCUCCAGGAGUCUGGGGACAUUGAUCAAUGGUCUGACUUGUUGGUGGUGUGGGCUCAGUUUGGGGUGACCUGCUGUGGUCACUUUGUCACACACAGACAGGCAUACACAUUUAUGGAAAUAGGGGGUCUUGGCCUCCCUCUUUGAAGUGUCCGGUUUAGGGAUUGGGAUUGGGAAUGGAUGGCAGUUGGAGUGUGCAGCACAGAGGGAGGAGGGGGAAGAUUAAGGGUCAGGGGUCAGGAAUUUGGGGAUGAGCCAUGUUGUCCCAUACGGCAGCCGGCUGCAUCCAAGAAGACAAUGUUUUUGUUUACUUCUUCCGCAGAUUUAAUGUCUCAAGACUUCCUCUUUUGAUUAAAACUCCAGCGAGGAGGUUCGAGCAGGUUAUGGAACAGACUGAAAUUAAAGGUGACACCUCUUUGUGACAUGAAAAGGUAAACAAGAGCAUCAAAAAUAAGACUGGUUCUAGAUUUAAAGGCCUGUAACUAGUGUAAGAGGACAGGUGUCAGACCAAAGGGUUGUCAGCAUGCUUGGUUUAUUUUUACAACUGCAAAUAUUCACAGUAAUGUUUGGUGUUAAAACAGAAAACACUACUUUUGCAGGUAUAGGAUAUAAGUUCAGCUAAGAUGACGGGUAUUUCUAUCCACAGGGAGCGCCAAAGUCAACACAAACAGUCCUCACAGGAUCGUAAAGUAAAUAUAAAUCCUUUCUCCCUGGAAAGCCUGGAAAAAUAUGGCUUUUAAAUUUAGAAAAAGGUUCAAAGCAUAUCAAAUUUCAGAAUAACUACGUCAAUCGAACUCUCACUGAAAAUAUACUUAAAUAAUUACUGUCAGAGAGCGAAGAAAAACACAGCCUAAUAAAUAUAGUGAUGUUUUGAUUGACUCUGUGCAUGUAAAGAUUAGCUUUACUGCUUGAAUAACUCAUUAUUGACCAAACAAACCUGUGAAAACCACAAAUAAACAUCCAAGAUUGACUCUUCACACUGCUAGCUGCCAAUAACCGUCCUAAAAGGGAUGCUAACUUUGGAUGUGCAUAGUUGGUUUGCAGAGUUCAUUGCAUAUUUUUUGUGAAAUAUACUAAACAUCUAGAAUAAUAUGCCAAGGACGGUCUGCAGAACAAUAGCUGACACUGUUGUAGUCUACUUGCAAUGAUUCUUCAGGUCAAACUAGUUCUUAACACGUCUUAAAAGUUACAUAAACUUUUACUAAGAAGCUUGUUUUUGUUAUUCGGUCCGCAGGGGCUUUAUCGACAGUUGCGUUGAUUGGUUUUGCACAGCUACAUCAAGGUUUAGAAUUUGUUUUUCCUUCACCAUCAGUCACCACUGCAGACCGGCGUCCUCUCCUUACCGGCUCAGUCCUCAGCAUUUGUAAGAUUUGUGUGAUGAGAAUAACCUGUGGCCAACGCAGCAGCAGCUGUCUUCCUCUCUUCUUUCCACCGUCUCCAUUACAGAUCCUCCGCUCUUCUCUGCUCCCCGUCUUUCCUCCAGUCCAGCUCCACCUGUCCCAGCCCAGCUGUCCCCUUCCUUCAUUAGCUGUCUCACAUCGAUACCCACCGCCUGCUUUGGCAAGGUCACUUUCAAAAUACAAAGGACUCAGUCUGAUCAGCGUUGCUCUUAGCAGGAAGCCGUUAAAUCAGAUAGUUGGUUUAGAAGUUUGUGUAAGGGAACAUUUAAAGUAAUCAGUGCACUUUUACCAACAUUUAGAGGACAAGUUGCAGCAUCUGAGGGCGUCUUUGUUGUAAAGAUUGGGGCUUUAUCUUUAUCAGAGUAUAAGAAAUCUUCAUAAAAUCUCACAGGCACCUGAAUUUCUCACUAUGAAUAAUAGAAAUACGAGAGUUUUUUUGGGAAACAAUCAAAGCUUUCUUAUCCAGCAGGCAUAUAUUUUGAAUAUUUUUAACAACAUUGUGUUAAACUUAAGGAGAAGCAGUUUGAGGGUUGUUGCAAUUAUGCACUGGUAAUAUUUGGUUAUUUUUCACACUCCACCAGCUCGGGACGUAUUUAUAACAUAAUUACACAUUGCAUAUUUUUCCAAUUCGGUGCAGGUUUCGUAGGAAUUGCCAAUAGCUAGGCAUUUGGCAACAGAAGAAAACUGGUAGAGACUAAAAACAGAGCAAAAAGGAAAGAGGUCCGUAUUAAAAUUAUGUGUCCAGACAACUUUUAAUGAUAUACAAUGUUAUGUUAAAUUUAUUAACAGGCCACAACAACUUAAUGAAAUGAUAUAAUGUGAAUGUUGCAUCCAGAGUUUGAGCACUGCCCCCCAGUGUCCAAAGUCAUCAAUAACAUCACCAUCGAGAUUUUGCUAAGUAACACGGCUAAAUAAAUGAGAUUUGAAAGAACUAGAAAAUGGGAUGGACAAGAAGUCAACUUAAUUAUCCAUAGCAAGCCUCUAAGCGCCAAGUUAGUGGAGAUAUUAUGACUAUUUUUGAUGCUCAAAUGGAAACCUUGGUUGACUCGCACACACACUCACUGUCACACACACAUUUAGAAGACUCAAAAGCUUUCUGGUGUUGUGUUUCCAGCAUGCAGAGGUGGGCUGUGUUAAUGGCAGUAAAGUGCCAAGUCAGAGCACAGAAAUGAACUCUCCUCUCACUUGUUGUACGGCUGCAGGACUCAGAGGGAGGUUCAGGGAAGUUCCAGUAAAGCUAGAGAGAAGACACACAGACACACACACAUACACACACACAAAGACACAGACACACUAUUCUCUCUCAGCAUUACUCAGCCCUCCUACUGGUUUUCCAUGGAAGCACACAACAAUAAACUAAGACUUGUUAGUGUUGUGGACAACAGCAGGGCACUGAGUGUGUUGUACAUAUACUUUAGCCUAGUUCUGAAACAAACCGUAAAUUACAGUCGCAGUGACAAGUUUCUGUGAGUUAUACAACAGACCAAAAUUAAAACUGAUACUUCUUCAUGUCCUAAAAAGCAAACAAGACCAUCAGCAACAAGACUGAUUAUAGAUAUUCUGAACUUUAAUGUCUGUAAUUGCUGCCAUGGUGUUGAUGUCAGUUGAGAUUAUUUACUCUGCAGCCUUUUAAUUUACAUUUUAUGUAGAAAAUAUCCACAUUGAGUGAUAGAUUAGAGUGUUUAAAGAAAGCAGGAUGAGAUUUUGGCAGAAAGUGCUACCAUGCACCGGAAAGGAUAAGCAAAGAGAUAAGAUGUGUCUUUUUGUCUCCAGGGGGCGCCAAAUUCAACACAAAAUAAAAGUUAUGGUAGAGCCCUCUAUUGAAUUAAGCUGCUGUGAGGGACUUUCAGUUUGUGUUGGUUUUGGCACCCCCUGUGAACAAAGCGGCACUUUUUAUGACUGUUUUCAUCCUGUACAAGGGUUAACAUUGUUAUUUCAAGCAAAAUCUCUCAUCCUGUUGUCAAAUCUGUCCCUCUGACAUAGAAACUGCAAGAAAAUACAGCUUUAAGUAAAAGAAGUAGACCAACACCGAACCCCCUCUAGCCUCUUUUAAUGUUAAAAAUAUCUAAAUAAAAAUGAUUGACCUUUGUGCUACUGGUCUCGUUUGUUUUUGCAGGUUUUAUGGAGGCAUUGAUGUUUGUUUCAGUCUGUUUCUUGACAAGAUAAAAACUCCUCACAGUAGCUUUAAAAAGCAAGUGAAAUGGUUUUUAAGUGUCUUUUUGUCAUGAGGAUUUAAGCUCUGUGCACCAUGGAUGUUACUUCACAAGGUCAUGAAAAAUUGUAUCUAUCGGUCAGGCUAAAAAUGGCUUUACUUUGGUGUUUCUAGUUACUCAAAAGUGAGGAUUUGCUGCAUUGUUUGGCCUUAUUCUAAUGUAAUUGGUUGCAUCCUCGGGAAUACUGACUGCUGUUUUGAGUGAACAAAACAUCAUAAUAAGCUCUUGGAGAGAUUGAUAAGCAUUUGUUGUUUGCUAUCGAUGCUUGAUCAAAAUCUGUUUUUAGGUUUAAUGCCACGAGUUACUAAACGAUAAAAAUAAUGUUGAUGUUCCCCUCGCUAUUGUUGCUUUUGUCUUUUCCCUAUUCAAUACUUUGUUUUGCUUGUUUAAGCUAUUCAGUAUUUGAUUUAAAAAAGUGAAGCCUUCAGUUGUGUUAAGAGAUCACAAAUGAGAGUCGCAUUCUCAAAAGAUUGGAGGUCAGUGUACCUAAUAGAACAAAUGAUCAGCAUUUACGGUCUUUUACAUUUUAUCACAGUGUGUCUGUCUCAACCAAACCCGCUCUUUGUGAGUGUCAUUACCUCCCAACCAACAACCUCAUCAAAAAACCCAGAAUACAAAAAUCUGUGGUGGUUUGACCUUCCCCUCAUUCACUCUCUGCUUUCUGUUACCACCUCACCUUCAUGUGCACGAGAACGCAUGUGGAGUGUGCAGAGAUGAACAGAAACAUGUUACGUAACUCACCCCAUCUGAAUGAACUGACUCCCCCUUUUCUCUGAAGCUGCUGCAGCUCUUGAUGUAGUCGUUGUUGUUUGAUAAUUGCAUAAUUUAGCGUAACUGUGAUUUUAUGAAGCCUGAGGACAGAUGCUCAAAUUUGGGAGUAAAAAGGAGGUGUUCCCCUGAUGAAUUUGGGCCGUUCUGCUUUUACAAACACCCCCAAAACAGAAAUAAUGUUCAAACUGGUGCAGGAUUAUGUUGAUGCAGGGAAUAUGGGUUAAAAAGAAGGGGAUGGAAGAAGCGCCGGCUCAAAAGAGAAGGGGGGAGGAGAGGAGAGUAGUGUGUUAAAAAAGAGGGAAACUAGAAGCAGGGGGGGGCUGGCAGACAAAAAUGAGAGAGGGGAGGGGAGGAAUGAGGGAAAGGAGGAGGGGGAGGCGGUGCUAAGGCAGACAGCAGGGAAGGAAAGCUGAGAAGAGGAACAGUGGAGUGAAGUGAGAAGAGAGAGGAGGAGAGGACAGGAGAGAAAAAUAAGGGGGCUUCCAUUUAAAAGUGUUGGGAUAUGAAGUCCUGGUGCGGUGUGGAGUUAACUGCGUGAAGGUGGAGUGUGGCAGAGAGCAGACUGACAAGUGGACGAAGGAGGAGAGGCAGAGAUCAGAGUGAAUUUUACUUCUCUUUUUUCCACGAGAGACGGAGACAAGUGGAGGCAGCGAUGCAGGGCUCUUGCUGGGGUGAGUGUGUAGUGAGUGUUUGUGCGUGCGUCUGCACAAGAGUGUGUAAAAUACGACCAUAAGUCUUUAAACUUGGACUCAUUUUACCUCGCUUUUUCAUCCAGUUUGACUUCCUUUACAUUGAUUCGUUGGCAGUAACUUUGUAUUCAUGAGCACCUUGAAUCAGCGUGAAGCCACUUAAAAGGGUGUCAGUUGCGGAAAUGCCAAUAAUGGAAGGUGUGUAACGGAAAGAGUUGGAGACAAAAGUUGCUUGGCGGGCCUAUUCACAUGGAAACACUGAUUUCAGCAGCACUGGAGGCUGGUUCAGGAAUGCUGCAGGGCAAAAAGGUUGGAGGGGACCUCUUGAACGUGGAUCUAAUUAGCAAUAGUCGCACAGAAUGAAAUUAAUACUCAGAUUAGUUAGAUUGUUUUGAUCUGCGUGGUUGGAUUUCACUGUUAACCUGAUGCUAAAGUUCUCCUCUGUGGUCUAAAUGACCCUAAAGACAUUCAGGCUGCACAUGCAGAGGCACACACAUGCUGUCUUGGAUUUUGAGAGGUGGGAUGAUGGGUUUUUGGGUGUCUAAGAGCCCAGAUUUUCUAAUCCUGAUCCUGGGUAAUCUGCUCAUUCCAGUCCGUCGGGGGUAUUGAUUUGAAAUUUUAGCCCCUAGAAAAUCUGUUCUUCCCUUUGGACAGUUGGCCUUGAGGAGAAAAGAGGAGAAGAAGGAGGAGGAGGAGGAAGAGGAGGAGGGGAGUGUUAUUUAA